GAUUGGAGGCGUUAUUCAAAUGAAGUGUAUACAGACAGAGACCGUUUUGUGCUAUAUUUUCCUGUCAUUUUAUAUCGCGACAGGCCAGGAUGGUAUGCUCCAGAAACCGGAAGCGCAACAAUCAGGACACAGAAUAGUGGGAGGCCAUGAUGCUCAACCGGGGGAACUCCCAUUUCAGGUAGCAAUUCAGAGGAAGUUCUAUUUUGGAAGUGGAUCCUUUCAUUGGUGCGGAGGAUCUAUUAUUGACAGCGAACAUGUACUGACUGCCGGGCAUUGCGUUUUUGGGUUACCCACUGCGGAGCUAAUAGUGUACGCUGGUGUAUUGAACAACUCCUGGCAGACAGCACAAGAAAACAGGGUGGUUCGACAUGUUACAGAAGUUUUCCUUCACGAGGAAUUCGACAUCGACACGUACAUUAACGACAUUGCCGUAUUACAGGUGAGUCCUGGCUUUCCGACAGACAAUCCUGAUGUGAAAGCGAUACCAUUGCGCGAGGACAUCGCUCCUGAGGGCCUCGCUUGUACGGUGAGUGGCUGGGGGCUCCUCGGUGACCCGGAGGAGACCAAGCCGCAGAUUCUUCAGGUUGUCGCCUUACCCUUCAUCACGCAUGACACAUGCAGACAUAUCUACAGAAACUACACGGACGGAAGCAUUGAGCUUGGCAUGAACUGUGCUGGCUACCUCGAGGGUGGCAAAGACGCCUGCAACGGUGACAGCGGUGGACCGCUCCAGUGUGGUGGGCUUCUCACAGGGGUAGUGUCAUGGGGAGAGAAAUGUGCCCUACCCAACUACCCUGGUGUAUACUCUGAUGUGGCCUACUACAAGGACUGGAUAGCACAGCAGCUAGCUAGAAGCAGAACGAAGUUCAUAUUCAGAAUGUGAUAGUUGCUUGCCUGUUCAAUAAACCAUUACCUCUCCAUCACUAUUGCAUUUCCAGUGGACUUGUCGAUGAAUAAUAUAAAUAAUAUGAAAAUAUUCUGUAAAGACUUUAGAUUAAGAUUAAAUAAGGGUAGCGGGGUUAAUAUGUCUCAAAGAAAUGUUUGUUAUAUAAUAUAAAUUACGGUAUAAAUAUAAAUGUAACAUUACAUUAGCUCAACAUAAUCAAGCUCCAGUUAUAGUUGUGAUUUUU
Messenger RNA from Cryptotermes secundus, 1130 nucleotides. RefSeq names its product trypsin-1. NCBI's taxonomy places the organism in Eukaryota, Metazoa, Arthropoda, Insecta, Blattodea, Kalotermitidae. Gene Ontology annotation, molecular function: serine-type endopeptidase activity. Gene Ontology annotation, biological process: proteolysis. Bases 20 to 883 code for a protein of 287 amino acids. The transcript is spliced from 6 exons. The record is from RefSeq and is a predicted model, not a curated record.